CCUGUCUGAAUAUCAUCUGCAUAAAGAAGGGAGGGGACGCUGCAGAGUGAGUUAAAUACUGCACCUGACACAUGAGAACUAGAAACUUGGGUGUGAGCAUCGUCUACAGUAGCACAGCCAAGUAAACAUGUCCUUCUUCAAGAAAAUCUUCAAAAAUGCCUUUCCUGACAGAAAUCCAGGCAAAGACACAGUCGUAGUAAAGGGUAAGCCCAAGCCUAAGUAUUAUGGAACAGUCGUCCCUUAUCCCAACUUCAAUGCCAGCAGUGAUGCUUCCACUCUACAGAGCGCCAUUGAGAAACACGAAGUGGACAUAGAGGUGAUCAUUGCAGUCCUGGUGAAGAGGAACAAUGAGCAGAGACAGAAGAUCAAAGUAGUUUAUGAAGCGUCCACGGGCAAGAGUCUGGAAAAGGCUCUCAAGUCGGCUCUGAGGUCAGAUUUAGAGGACGUUACUCUGGCUCUGCUCAUGGAUCCCCCUCACUUUGAUGCCUAUCUGCUCAGGAAGGCCACAAAGGGUUUCGGCACAAAUGAAGAUGUCCUUGUCGAGGUUCUGGCAACAAGAUCCAACCAAGAGAUUCGAGAGAUCAAGAGGGUCUUCAAACAAGAGUACAAAAAAGACCUGGAGGAAGUAAUUAAGGAUGAGACCAGCGGGGACUUCACCACAGCCCUACUGGCCCUGUUGAAAGCACAAAAAGAUGAGAGUGUGGAAAUCGACAAUGAUCUGGCCCGAAGAGACGCAGAGAUUCUGUUCGAGGCAGGUGAGAACCACAAAGGAACCAAUGUCUCUGCCUUCAUCGACAUCCUGUCCAAACGCAGUGGGCCGCAGCUCACCAAGACUUUCCAGCACUACGCUGCUGUCAGUGACAUAUCAUUACCUAAAGCCCUGGAUUUGGAGCUGAAGGGAGACAUUGAAGACUGUCUCAUUGACAUUGUAAAAUGUUCCUGGAACACACCCGCUGUCUUUGCUGAGAAGCUCCAUCUGGCUAUGAAGGGCCACGGCACAUGUGAGGACACACUGAUCCGGGUGAUGGUGAGCCGCUCUGAGGUGGACCUAAAGAAGAUUAUUGAGGAAUACAGGGCCAUGUAUGACGUCAGCCUACAGGAGGCCAUUCUGAUGGACACUAAGGGACAUUAUGAGAGCGUCCUGCUUGGACUGUGUGGAGCUCACUGAAGUUCUUUGGAAACCACUCUUCUGGAAAUGUAGGCCAGUCUUUCCCCUGGAUUAUAAACAAAUCUUUGAAAGUUAUGAUCAAUACCGUGAUCAAUCUGUUUUAUUGAGUUGCUCCCACCAAAAAAAUAAAAACAUCUCAUACGCUU
Messenger RNA from Eleginops maclovinus (Patagonian blennie), 1314 nucleotides. RefSeq names its product annexin A1-like. Gene Ontology annotation, biological process: inflammatory response; regulation of hormone secretion; alpha-beta T cell differentiation. Gene Ontology annotation, cellular component: cytoplasm; plasma membrane. The coding region runs from base 128 to 1168 and encodes 346 amino acids. Gene Ontology annotation, molecular function: calcium ion binding; phospholipase A2 inhibitor activity; calcium-dependent phospholipid binding. NCBI's taxonomy places the organism in Eukaryota, Metazoa, Chordata, Actinopteri, Perciformes, Eleginopidae. The transcript has 12 exons. The record is from RefSeq and is a predicted model, not a curated record.